Molecule: messenger RNA, 480 nt
Organism: Phodopus roborovskii (desert hamster)
Lineage: Eukaryota; Metazoa; Chordata; Mammalia; Rodentia; Cricetidae
Gene: Tmem233
Product: transmembrane protein 233
Exons: 3
Coding region: 19-426 (135 amino acids)
Cellular component (GO): membrane
Source: RefSeq, a predicted model, not a curated record
UCAGAGCCUCUGCUCACCAUGAGCCGGCAGCCACAGCCCCAAACUGGGCGGACAGUGCGCUCCUCGUCCCUCCCGGCGUCGCCGACUUCACCCAUGUCCCAGUAUGCGUCCCGCUCAGACUCCAAGGGAGCACUGGACAGCAGCAGCCCCGAAGCCAACACGGAAGAUGACAAGACCGAGGAGGACUUGCCUGAGCCCAAGAACUAUCUGUGGCUCACCAUUGUCGCGUGUUUUUGCCCAGCGUACCCAGUCAACAUCGUGGCUUUGGUCUUCUCCAUCAUGUCUCAGAACAGCUACAAUGACGGAGACUACGAAGGAGCCAGGAGGCUGGGGAGGAAUGCCAAGUGGGUGGCCAUUGCCUCCAUCAUCAUUGGCCUGCUCAUCAUCGGUGUUUUCUGUGUGGUGCAGUUCUACAGGAACAGCUGAAAAGAGGGACCAUCAAGAUUGGCAGAGUGUGAAGCAAUGGCAACUUUACUACAG